CGGGCGCUCCCCGCGGCGGGGUUCAGUCUGCCUGCAGGGAAGACGAGGCUUCCCCGACCGCCCCCAGGCCGGGAACCUCUCAGGAAGCGGCACCUACGGCACGGGCAGCUUUCCCUACAUCUGUCCUCUUCUCGCUCUCUGUCCUGAAGUGACUGCCCGUUCCUUGGGUCGGGUUCUGAAGACCUUUUAGAGAAGAUCCUGGCCUUGGAGCGGCACCGGGGACUGGACCCGGCCCAUGGAGAAGCUGCCUGAGCAGACGUCCCCGGAGUCCCCGUGUCCGUCCCUCGAGCAGGAGCCUCGAAAGAGCAAGGAUGGUGAGACCUGGACUGAGGAUCAAUUAAUUAUAAAGCAGAAAACUCUUGAAGUAGGGACACAGCCACAUGAAGGAGAGGAAUGUGAACGAAACAAACAUGCGGGACCCUAUGGGUAUGGACAGAAUUUUGGUCCUAUCUCAGACUUUAUCCGACAGCCACACAUUCUUAUGGAAGAGAAAUCUCAAAUGUGCAACACUUGUGGCAAGCUAUUCAGACGGAACACAUACCGUAUUCAGCACGAAAAAAUCCACACACAGGAGAAGCCUUAUGAGUGUCAUGAAUGUGGAAAAGCCUUUGGCCAUAGUUCAAAUCUCAUUCAGCAUCAAAGGAUCCACACCGAGGAGAAACCCUACGAAUGCGGUGAGUGUGGGAAGGUCUUCCGGCGCAGCUCACACCUCAUCCAGCAUCAGAUCAUCCACACGGGGGAGAUGCCUUACCUGUGUAAUGAGUGCGGAAAAGCUUUCGGUCGGAGCUCAAGUCUCCUUCGACAUCAGAGAAUCCACACUAUGGAGAAGCCCUAUGAAUGUACCGAAUGUGGGAAGGCCUUCAGCCAGAGCUCAAAUCUAACAGAACAUAGGCGAGUUCACACCAGAGAGAGACCAUACGAAUGCUGCGACUGUGGGAAAGCUUACAGUCGUAACUCACACCUCAUCGAACAUCAGAGAGUCCAUACAGGGGAGACUCCUUAUGACUGUAAUGAGUGUGGAAAAUCUUUCAGUAGGAGUUCACUCCUUAUCAAACAUCAUAGAAUUCACACUGGAGAAAGACCCUAUGAGUGUAGUGAAUGCGGGAAGGCCUUUAGUCGGAACUCCCACCUUAUUCAGCACCAGAAGACUCACAGUGGGGUAAAACCUUCUGAAUGUAAAGAAUGUGGGAAAACCUUCAAGUACAGUUCAUACCUUAUUGAUCACCUGGGAAUCCAUUCAUGA
Molecule: messenger RNA, 1243 nt
Organism: Globicephala melas (long-finned pilot whale)
Lineage: Eukaryota; Metazoa; Chordata; Mammalia; Artiodactyla; Delphinidae
Product: zinc finger protein 883-like
Biological process (GO): regulation of transcription by RNA polymerase II
Cellular component (GO): nucleus
Molecular function (GO): DNA-binding transcription factor activity, RNA polymerase II-specific; RNA polymerase II cis-regulatory region sequence-specific DNA binding
Source: RefSeq, a predicted model, not a curated record